Nematolebias whitei (Rio pearlfish) is the source of this 1786-nucleotide messenger RNA. RefSeq names its product protein kinase, cAMP-dependent, catalytic, beta b (gene prkacbb). Gene Ontology annotation, cellular component: cAMP-dependent protein kinase complex; nucleus. The transcript has 10 exons. Gene Ontology annotation, biological process: peptidyl-serine phosphorylation. Lineage: Eukaryota; Metazoa; Chordata; Actinopteri; Cyprinodontiformes; Rivulidae. The coding region runs from base 269 to 1324 and encodes 351 amino acids. The record is from RefSeq and is a predicted model, not a curated record. Gene Ontology annotation, molecular function: cAMP-dependent protein kinase activity; ATP binding.
GCCUGCUAGCUUCUUGUCAACGGAGCAGACGCUGAAGUAGCAGCAGGCAGCGGAAACGUUCCAGAGGACAGGAGGUUAGUGGGGGAAGAGUGAAAGGGCAGACGGAAGGGAUACGGAACAUUAUUUCCUCACAUCCGAACCGAGUCAAUAUCCGUAUCGGUUUGCUUUUUCCCAAUUUGAGAGACCUCGAAUAAAAACACCAGCUGGAAAGGUUAGCUAGCCGCCGCCAUCUCCUCUCAGUCGGAGCGACCGCCGUGUCUUCCACACCAUGGGGAACGCUGCCACCGCCAAGAAGGGCAACGAGCUGGAGAGCGUGAAAGAGUUUCUAGCCAAAGCCAAAGAAGAUUUCUUACGGAAAUGGGAAUGCCCCCCACAGUGCACAACGUGCCUAGAUGACUUCGACAGGAUAAAGACCCUGGGUACUGGCUCAUUUGGAAGAGUCAUGCUGGUGAAACACAAAGGAACAGAGCACUACUUUGCCAUGAAGAUACUGGACAAGCAGAAGGUGGUGAAACUCAAGCAAAUAGAACACACGUUAAAUGAGAAGAGAAUAUUACAAGCAGUGAGCUUUCCGUUUCUCGUCAAACUUGAGUACGCAUUUAAGGACAACACCAAUUUGUACAUGGUAAUGGAGUAUGUUCCAGGGGGAGAGAUGUUCUCUCAUUUAAGACGAAUUGGACGGUUCAGUGAACCGCACGCACGAUUUUAUGCCGCCCAGAUAGUGCUGACCUUUGAAUACCUGCAUUCGCUAGACCUCAUUUACAGAGAUCUGAAACCCGAGAACCUUCUCAUCGACCACCACGGCUACAUUCAGGUGACAGACUUUGGAUUUGCCAAACGGGUAAAAGGCAGGACCUGGACGUUGUGUGGAACACCGGAGUACCUGGCUCCUGAAAUCAUUCUCAGCAAAGGUUAUAACAAAGCUGUAGACUGGUGGGCUCUUGGCGUUCUCAUUUAUGAAAUGGCAGCUGGUUACCCUCCGUUCUUUGCAGAUCAGCCAAUUCAAAUCUAUGAAAAGAUUGUGUCUGGAAAGGUACGAUUCGCUUCCCACUUCAGCUCUGAUUUGAAGGACCUGUUGAGAAACCUGCUGCAGGUAGAUUUGACCAAACGUUACGGCAACCUGAAGAACGGAGUCAACGACAUCAAGGGUCACAAAUGGUUUGCCACAACGGACUGGAUUGCAAUCUAUGAAAGAAAGGUUGAGGCUCCAUUCAUACCAAAGUGCAGAGGUCCCGGGGACACCAGCAACUUCGAUGACUAUGAAGAGGAGGAAAUCCGUGUUUCUUUAACGGAAAAAUGUGCAAAGGAGUUUGCAGAGUUUUGAGACACAAGAACGUGGAUGUAUCGGGGAAAUUUAAGGGGAUCUUUGCACUCUUCUAAAAGACUUGGGAUGGAGCAGAGACCAUCUUUUUUGUUUUUCUUCUUUCAGAUCUACAAAGUCCCUUCAUUCCACAGGGCUGAAUGAAGUUGUCAUGACCCUUGAGUGUCUAACCCCUCACUGACACCAACACCUACAUAUCAAAGCAGACACAUCACUUUUCUUUUCUUCUUUUUUAAUUUAAAGGGAGUUAGUCUUGGAUAUUUUUUAUCCCAACUAAAAUGUGUUUAGUGUUUUUGUUGUUUAUGUUAAAAAAUUUAUAAAAAAAUACUGACCGUGGCCAAUAAGUCUACACAUUAAAACUGACUUCUUCUUGGCAAUUUGACACCCAGUUGAGCAGGUUGUGGGUUUUUGCCAUCAGCUGUGAGUAUUUAAAGUCCACAUCCAGUUUAGUUGAAGCCAGCAUAC